AUGCCGGAUCAGACGUCGAACAUCGAUGUGGCUGUCAAGGCAGAGACCACGACCUGGUCAAGCCAGAUAGCGCUUGCUGUUGCAGAGACUGUACAGAAUGGCACUCAGCGCGACAGCUGGUGGCGAAGUGAGGCGUGUUUUCUCGUAGCCUCCCACGUGCUCCUGUUUGCUUCAGCCAAUUGGUUCUUUGCAAAGCUUCUGUACCGAGACUACGAGGUCAAGCAGCGAUACAUCCAGCUUCUUUUUGCCGCAACCUUUGCGGCAUCUUCCUCUAUGUUUGAGCUGAUGUUGGCCACGGUGGCUGGAUUUCUGGAUCCGGAUGUCCGCGCUGUGGCUUGGAAG
Molecule: messenger RNA, 342 nt
Organism: Symbiodinium necroappetens
Lineage: Eukaryota; Dinophyceae; Suessiales; Symbiodiniaceae
Source: the annotation of a GenBank genome assembly